Messenger RNA from Rhinocladiella mackenziei CBS 650.93, 1305 nucleotides. RefSeq lists its product as uncharacterized. Bases 1 to 1305 code for a protein of 434 amino acids. Lineage: Eukaryota; Fungi; Ascomycota; Eurotiomycetes; Chaetothyriales; Herpotrichiellaceae. The record is from RefSeq and is a predicted model, not a curated record. The transcript has a single exon.
AUGGCGACUAUACUUCCGCGACGGGCUGGCUUCAUCUGUCAUACGUGUCGAAGAUCACUUGCUCCGAAGACCAGUCGAUCACAAGUUAGAUCGCCACAUCAACCUGCCUCAAAGCAACAGGUCCUGCCAAAACAUCGCAAACCUAAUCCUCAGCCCGUUAAACCCCGAUGUGCUGUGACGAGUAAAGCAUCAGCGCCCAAAAAGUCUGUGCCUCCUGAGAGCACUCUGACAGAUCCCCAAGACGAUGAAAUUGCUCUCGACACGUUCGAUCCUACGGAAGGCCUCAAAAAGCUUAGAGAAAGAGUUGCGCAAAUAACCUCGCAAGAGAUUGCUGCUCCUCCAGAAGAUAUUCUCGAAGUCCUCCAUGCCUGCUACCGUUUCGCGAAUUGUAUUGUCUUUGGUAUCAGUAAGGGACCAAAUGAAGUACCGGAACGCGCAGGGGAGGAUUGGGCGGAGGCCGUACUUCAAGAUCUCGCUGAAGAUAAGUCGAAACUGGAUCCGGUAUUCGUGCCGGACAAGGAGAUGUCAAUACCAUUCCGUGAAAAGGCCGCAGGAAUGAUCUCUGAACUUGUCUAUACGCUAGUUCAACAUCCAAAAGUGUUCAUUUCCAAUGACGUGCUGAGCAUGUACGUCCGCAUUCAAUGUUUGCUUGGAAAGCCCGAGUAUCUUCCGGAAAUAUUUGAUCUGUUCGCGACCAAAAAGAUUCCCAACCAAACCGCCCAACCUGUGACAUACUCAGACCCAUGGCCGAAACUACCAAAAUACGCCAUUCCUUUUGAUCUGGCAGAGGCCGCGUUGGAAGCAGCCAUUCUCAAGAAAAACCUUCCCUUAGCUUUAGCAAUCAUCGACACGACGGUGGCAGCACCAGCUUUUCGAGCAAACAAGGUUCUCCGGCGCGCUUCUAUUCCGUUCUUAUUCGUUACUGGAACGCCUGCGGCCGCCUAUGCAGGUGCAGAUUGGGUUGCUCGAUGGCAGACGACCAUGGAUAUGGAGAUGUCAAAAUACACGGCAAUCGCUGGAGCGUUGGCUUAUAUUGGGACUCUAACGACGAUUGGCUUUGUGGCGAUAACCACGACCAACGAUCAAAUGCAGCGCGUUGUCUGGCGCCCCGGGACACCAUUGACUUCUCGAUGGACUAGGGAGGAGGAGCGGGCAUUUUUGGACCGACUCGCGCUGGCCUGGGGAUAUAAAGAAAAAUACCGAUGGGGUGAAGAACACGGCCAAGACUGGCAGACACUCAAGGAUGAGUGUGGCUUGAGGAGCAUGAUUCUUGACAAGACGGAUUUAAUGGAGGGGAUGCAGUAA